UAAUCAGCGUAAGACUCAUCACAGGAGGACAAAGCUGCGCAGUGAAAGCGUACGAAGGAUCUGUAAGAAGAACGGAGGAUGAUACCCGCAAAUAAAGUGGAAAAACUUACAUCAUUUCAUUCCUGCAUCAAUUAUCACUGGACGGAAUAAUUAAGGUUAUAAGGCCGAAAAGGAGUAAAACAUGCCGAAAUCAAAGGAGAUUCUUUCGUCAAGUUCGGAUGACAGUAGUUUGGAAGAUGAAGACGACAAGAAGGCAAAGAAGUCAAAGCGACCAGUGGAGAAGAAGCAGAAAAUUGGUGAGAGCAGCUCCAGUAAAGUAACUGCAGCACCUCCACCAGCUGUCAAGAAGAAGGCAACCGUGGCCAGCGAGGAGGAAGAGAACAUGUUCCAGAUAGGUAAAAUGAGAUACGUUCGAGUAUCCUGCUUCAAGGGAAAAGUUCUUAUCGAUAUCCGAGAGUUCUACAUGGACAAGGAGGGGGACACAAAACCAGGCAAGAAAGGAAUUGCCUUAAACCCAGAGCAGUGGAACCAACUGAAGGAACUUGUCCCCGAGAUUGAUGCAGCCAUACGGAAAUUCUAGUGAAAUUUUUUUGUGGCUUCACAAGUGUUUAGGUUUCCUGUAACUUUUUUUGUUCUCAUUGGUUUAUGCUUAUUUAAAGUGAAGGCCUCUAGUUUAUAAUUG
Molecule: messenger RNA, 682 nt
Organism: Erpetoichthys calabaricus (reedfish)
Lineage: Eukaryota; Metazoa; Chordata; Cladistia; Polypteriformes; Polypteridae
Product: activated RNA polymerase II transcriptional coactivator p15-like
Exons: 5
Coding region: 182-580 (132 amino acids)
Biological process (GO): positive regulation of transcription initiation by RNA polymerase II
Cellular component (GO): nucleus; transcription regulator complex
Molecular function (GO): transcription coactivator activity; DNA binding
Source: RefSeq, a predicted model, not a curated record